This is a messenger RNA of Cinara cedri, 710 nucleotides long. The record is from the annotation of a GenBank genome assembly. Lineage: Eukaryota; Metazoa; Arthropoda; Insecta; Hemiptera; Aphididae.
GUAAUUUUUAGUGUAUCAUUGACAUUAUGGAUAUGGAUAGGUUAGUAUGCUUAGGAAUUAUUACUUCUCCUCAUGGGAUUAAAGGCGCUGUAAAAAUCAAAACUUUCACCGAAAAACCUGAAAAUAUUUUUUCGUAUGGUGAACUAAUCAACGGUGAUGAAAGUUAUAAAAUAGAUUCAAUGUCUAUUAUAGGCGGUAAUUUAGUAAUAGCUACAUUUAAUGGUAUAAAUUCUCGCAAUGAAGCAGAACUAUUGCGAAAUAAGAAGUUAUAUGCAACACAGGACAAGUUGCCAGAAUUGGACAAUGAAAAUGAAUUUUAUCACAAUGAUCUCAUAGAUAUGGAAGUAAAACUAGAAAACAAUGAAUCAUAUGGUUAUGUAAAAUCUGUACAUAAUUUCGGGUCAGGAGAUAUAUUAGAAAUUUUAGUAACCAGCACAAAAAAAAAUAUUAUGUUGUCGUUUACUCAAGAAAUAUUUCCACACAUAAACGUUAAAAAGAGGUAUAUAGUGUUAAGCAUACCAGAAUUCGUUGAUUAACCACACAGUGCACUCUUUUAGAAACUCCCGACCAUAUGAAGGGAAAUAAAAACUUUGAUUUUCAGACAAAAGCUAUUUAUAAUGGCUGCAUCAAGGCAAAAGUAAUCCUAUGGCAGAAAGAGCAAAUGAUAUCAGACCAGGGCAGGUUCUGGAACAUAACGGUAGUUUGUUUCA